Medicago truncatula (barrel medic) is the source of this 1711-nucleotide messenger RNA. Its product is annotated as protein DETOXIFICATION 16. The record is from RefSeq and is a predicted model, not a curated record. Gene Ontology annotation, cellular component: membrane. Gene Ontology annotation, molecular function: xenobiotic transmembrane transporter activity; antiporter activity. NCBI's taxonomy places the organism in Eukaryota, Viridiplantae, Streptophyta, Magnoliopsida, Fabales, Fabaceae. The transcript is spliced from 9 exons. Gene Ontology annotation, biological process: xenobiotic detoxification by transmembrane export across the plasma membrane. The coding region runs from base 78 to 1544 and encodes 488 amino acids.
UGUUGAUAGUUUAUAUAUGUGGGUUUUCUAAACAUAGCAAUUGGAAGAGGAAGGUAGCUAGGGCACCUAGGCAACAAAUGAGAGAGAUGAUGAUUGGCAUAUGCAGAAAGGAUAUUACAGAAGAAGUAAAGAAACAGCUAUGGCUGGCAGUGCCAAUGGUAUUUGCAAGUGUGUUUCAAUACAGCUUACAAAUGAUAUCUCUCAUGUUUAUAGGCCAUUUAGAUGAUGAGGUGCUUCUAGCUGGUGCUUCUUUGGCAAAUUCAUUUAUGAACGUCAUUGGUAUAAGUGUAUUGUCACAGAGACCCCAUGAUUUUGUUGAAGCUCUAAAGUGCUGUUUGCCUAAAAUAACGAUAGGUUUCGCAUGUGCACUGGAAACUUUUUGUGGUCAGUCCUUUGGAGCACAAAAGUAUCAUAUGGUGGGCAUACACUUGCAAAGAGCGAUACUGAUAAACAUGCUUCUUACUAUACCUCAGUCCAUUAUUAUGCUAAACUUAAAGCCUAUUCUAAUUUUUUUACAUCAAGACCCAAAGAUAGCAACAGAAGCUGAAUUAUACGGAAGAUAUUUGAUUCCAAACAUUCUUGCAAGUGGUAUUCUAAAAUGCAUUGUUAAAUUCCUACAAACUCAAAACAUAGUAUUUCCUUUGUUGGUAGCUUCUGGAAUUACUAGCUUGUUACAUUGUCUCAACUGUUGGAUUUGGAUUGUAAAACUAAGGCAUGGAAUCAAAGGAGCAGCAAUUGCAACUUGCAUGUCAAAUUGGACAUACACAGUGUUAUUAGUAUUUUACAUCAAAUUCUCAUCUUCUUGCAAAAGUACAUGGACUGGUUUUUCAAGAGAGUCAUUGCAUAACAUCCCUCAAUUCCUCAGGAUUGCUUUUCCUUCAGCAAUCAUGGUCUGCUUAGAAUCUUGGAUGUAUGAAAUAAUGGUUCUCCUCUCUGGUACUCUUCCUAAUCCAAAAUUGCAAACUUCAGUGCUUGCUAUAUGCAUGAAUAUAGCAUCAGUUGUGUGGAUGCUUUCCUCUGGAUUCACUGGUGCUGCAAGCAUUCGUGUUUCAAAUGAAUUAGGAGCUGGUAAUCCAAGAGCUGCACAUUUGGCCGUGUGUGUCGUUGUGGUGCUUAAUAUUACUGAGGCCUUCUUCGUUGGAACUGUGAUGAUAUUGUUACGAAAUAUAUGGGGCUAUGCAUAUACCAAAGACAUUGAAGUUGUCAAACAAAUAGCAAUUAUGUUACCAAUUCUUGCAGUAUCCUACUUUCUGGAUUCACUACAAAGUGUUCUUGGAGGCAUUGCUAGAGGAUCUGGUUUGCAAAAAGCUGGUGCAGUUGUCAAUUUGGGGUCAUGCUAUUUAGUUGGGAUUCCAGCAGCCAUAAUAUUUGCUUUUGUAUUGCAUAUCGGUGUGAAGGGGCUAUGGUUGGGGAUCCUAUGUGCAGUCAUUGCUCAAGCGUUUUCUCUAAUGUUGAUUACAUUACGACUAGAUUGGGAGAAAGAGGCAAACAAGGCUAGAGAUAGAGUCUAUAAAUCUAUAACACCAGAGAGCUUAGUCACAUGAAGAAUAUUACUUAUAUUUUAGCUUCUUAAUGUACUAGAAUAGGAUAUCUUUUUUCUACCAAAAAAAUGAAUGGGAUAUCUAUUAAUGUUAUGAUUUUUAUAAAACAAAUUUGUUAGGAAAUACAGGCUCUUGAUGUUUUGAUGAAUUAUAUUUGGUACUCAUUAUAA